CAGCUGGGUGGUGGCAUGGCCUUGUCCUUCUGCGGCAACGACGCAACUGAAAAAGCCUACAGUGUUGAAGGGGGCGUGCUGAACAAUGGCUGCUUCGUGGAUGCUCUCAACCUGGUUCCCCAUGUCUUCCUGCUCUUCAUCACCUUCCCUAUCCUCUUCAUUGGUUGGGGUAGUCAGAGCUCCAAGGUCCAGAUCCAUCAUAACACAUGGCUUCAUUUCCCCGGCCACAACCUGAGGUGGAUUCUCACCUUCUCGCUGCUCUUUGUCCAUGUCUGUGAAUUUGCAGAGGGCAUCGUCUCCAACGAGGUGAUGAAGACUAAUCACCUCCAUCUGUUCAUGCCAGCAUUCAUGGGUUUUAUCGCAGCCACCACAUCAGUGGUUUAUUACCACAACAUAGAGACGUCAAACUUCCCCAAACUUCUGCUUGCACUGUUCAUCUACUGGGUGCUGGCGUUCAUCACUAAAUCCAUUAAGCUGUGGAAGUUUGCUGCGUUCAAGGUUGGACCCAAGCACCUGAGAUUCUGUAUCACAGCCCUGCUUGUGCUUCUGUAUGGACUGCUGAUGGCCGUAGAGAUCAAUGUCAUAAGAGUUAGGAAAUAUGUGUUCUUUGCGAACCCUCAAAAGGUGAAGCCACCAGAGGAUCUACAGGAUCUGGGGGUUCGCUUCCUGCAGCCAUUUGUCAACCUGCUCUCCAAGGCAACAUAUUGGUGGAUGAAUCCUCUGAUAAUUGGAGCCCAUAAGAGACCUAUAGAGCUGAAGAAGAUUGGCAAACUGCCCAUCGCCAUGAGAGCCCUCACCAACUACCUGCGACUUAAGGAUGCUUAUGAGGACCAGAGGACAGCUGAGGACCCAGAUCGAGCCCCGUCCAUCUGGCGCUCCAUGUACCGAGCGUUUGGUCGUCCCAUCCUGCUCAGCAGCACCUUCCGCUACCUGGCUGACCUGCUGGGCUUUGCCGGGCCGCUCUGUAUCUCCGGCAUCGUACAACACCUGAAUAAUACCAGUGACGCCAAGGAUGACAAGAGCAAGGACUUCUAUUUUGGUGUGUACUUCAUGUCCUCCACCGAGCUGCUGCAGAACGCCUCGGUCCUGGCUGUGCUUCUCUUCCUGGCCUUAGUCCUGCAGAGGACCUUCCUGCAGGCCUCUUACUACGUCACCAUAGAGACGGGCAUCAACCUGCGAGGAGCCCUGCUGGCGAUGAUUUACAACAAAAUCCUUCGUCUGUCCACCUCCAACAUGUCCAUGGGAGAGAUGACUCUGGGACAGAUCAACAACCUGGUGGCAAUAGAGACCAACCAGCUAAUGUGGUUCCUCUUCCUCUGCCCAAACCUCUGGGCUAUGCCUGUACAGAUUGUGAUGGGGGUCAUCCUGCUGUAUUAUUUGCUGGGCUACAGUGCUUUGAUAGGAGCUUCUGUCAUAGUUCUGCUGGCACCAGUCCAAUACCUCAUUGCUACUAAGCUGGCAGACACACAAAAGAACACGCUGGACCACUCCACAGAUCGUCUGAAGAAGACAACUGAGAUCUUAAAGGGCAUUAAGUUAUUGAAGCUGUACGCCUGGGAGAAUAUCUUCUGUGACAGUGUAGAGGAGACCAGGGGCAAGGAGCUCACCAGCCUCAAGACCUUCGCUCUCUACACAUCCAUGUCGAUUUUCAUGAAUGCUGCAAUUCCCAUCGCUGCCGUACUUGCGACAUUUGUGACCCAUCACUUUAUCAAUGAGAGUGGUCCCAGUUCCUCUGAGGCCUUUGCAGCCCUGGCCUUGUUCCACAUCCUGGUCACUCCUCUCUUCCUGCUCUCCACUGUGGUCCGGUUUGCUGUCAAGGCCCUUGUCAGUGUUCAGAAGUUGGGUGAGUUUCUCCAGAGUGAUGAGAUCGGAGAUGACAGCUGGAGAAAUGGAGACAUGUCUUAUCCCUUGGACACAUGUAAAAAGCACUUUGGGGCAACCAAAGCAAUUAACAGGAAGCAGCCUAUGCGGUAUCAGAUGGACAACUACGAGCAUCCAACCAGGCGUCAGAUGAGACCCGCAGAGACAGAGGAUGUGGCUGUAAAGGUAAGCAAUGGAUUCUUCACCUGGGGAAGUAACCUGUCAACGCUGUCCGACAUCAACAUCCGCAUCCCCACAGGUCAGCUGACGAUGAUUGUAGGCCAGGUGGGUUGUGGGAAAUCUUCACUGCUGCUGGCCAUGCUGGGUGAGAUGCAGACCAUCAGUGGAAAAGUCUACUGGAGCAAGCUGCCUGAUUGUGAGAUGGCCCACGAGGGGAUUAUAAGUUGGUCAGAGACAGAAGAGUCUGACGAAGACAUCAGGAGCAAGAACAGGUACUCUGUGGCCUACGCAACCCAGAAGUCCUGGCUGCUCAAUGCUACAGUGGAAGAAAACAUCACCUUUGGCAGCCCCUUCAGCAAACAGAGGUACAAGGCCGUGAUUGAGGCUUGCUCUCUGCAGCCAGAUAUUGACCUGCUGCCCUUUGGAGACCAGACUGAGAUCGGAGAAAGGGGCAUCAACCUAAGUGGAGGCCAGAGACAGAGAAUCUGUGUGGCCCGAGCUCUUUACCAGAACACCAACAUUGUUUUCUUGGAUGACCCGUUCUCAGCAUUAGACAUUCACCUCAGCGAUCAUCUGAUGCAGGAAGGAAUCCUCAAGUUUUUACAGGAUGACAAACGCACUGUUGUGCUCGUCACCCAUAAGCUGCAGUACCUUAUACAUGCUGACUGGAUCAUAGCUAUGAAGGAUGGCUCUGUGCUGAGAGAGGGAACUUUGAAGGACAUUCAGACUCAUGAUGUUGAGCUUUAUGAUCACUGGAAGACACUGAUGAAUAGACAGGACCAUGAGCUGGAGAAGGACACAGAGCUGGACAGCCAGACGACACUGGAGAGGAAAACACUUAGAAGAGCUUUCUACUCCAGAGAUGCCAAAAACCAGAUAGAUGAUGAAGACGAAGAAGAAGAAGAGGAGGAGGAAGAUGAUGACAACUUCUCUACAACCACUAACAGACGAUCAAAGAUCCCAUGGAAGGUGUGCUGGAGAUACUUGUCUUCUGGUGGUUUCUUCAUGGUCUUUCUAAUGGUGUCCUCUAAACUCCUCAAACACUCUGUUAUGGUUGCCAUUGACUACUGGUUGGCUAUAUGGACCUCCUCAAAAAGUGUGGAAAUGGGAGAGUCUAAUGUAACCAUGUGGACUAGUGGUACCAACAGUACCUCUUCCGAUGCAGAGCAAGACAAGUACUACCUGCCAGUGUUUGUCAUCCUAUGUGGAGCUGGAAUCACUUUAUGCCUCAUCACGUCUCUCACCGUGGAAUUCUUGGGUCUGUCUGCAGCCACCAGCCUGCACCACAAUCUUCUCAACAAGAUCAUCCAUGCUCCCAUCAGGUUCUUCGACAUUACCCCCCUGGGCCAGAUCCUAAACAGAUUCUCAGCUGAUACUAACAUCAUAGACCAACAUAUUCCUCCCACUCUUGAGUCUUUGACUCGGUCCACAUUGCUAUGUCUGUCGGCCAUUGGGGUCAUUUCCUGCAUAACGCCAAUCUUCCUGGUCGCUCUGGUCCCCCUGGCUGUGGCUUUCUAUUUCAUCCAGAAGUACUUUCGGGUCGCCUCCAAGGACCUUCAGGACCUUGAUGACUCUACCCAGCUUCCACUACUCUGUCAUUUCUCUGAGACUGCUGAAGGCCUCACAACCAUCAGAGCAUUCAGACAUGAGGCUCGUUUUAAACAGCGAAUGCUGGAGUUGACAGACACCAACAACACAGCCUACCUGUUUCUGUCUGCUGCAAAUCGCUGGCUGGAAGUCCGAACGGACUACCUGGGAGCGGUGAUCGUACUGUCAGCAGCGGUAGCCUCCAUAUGCAGUUUUAGCUAUGGUUUGCCUGCUGGAGGUUUGGUUGGCUUGGGACUCACCUAUGCCCUCACUGUGACCAAUUACCUGAACUGGGUGGUGAGGAACCUAGCAGAUCUAGAAGUUCAGAUGGCAGCUGUGAAGAAAGUCAACAGCUUCCUCAGCACAGAGUCAGAGAACUACGAGGGAUCUAUGGAUGCCUCUCAGGUGCCUGAGGACUGGCCCCAACAUGGUGAGAUAAAGAUCCAAGAUCUGUGUGUGCGCUAUGAUCCAAUGCUCAAACCAGUGCUCAAGCACGUCAACGCAUACAUCGACCCAGGCCAGAAGGUGGGCAUCUGCGGUCGCACAGGCAGUGGGAAGUCGUCUCUGUCCUUGGCCUUUUUCAACAUGGUGGAUAUGUUUGAAGGGAGGAUCAUCAUUGAUGGGAUUGACAUCUGUAAGCUGCCUCUACAAACACUCAGGUCUCGACUUUCCAUCAUCCUACAAGAUCCCGUGCUGUUUAGUGGAUCAGUAAGGUUUAACUUGGAUCCAGAGAGGACGUGCACUGACGACAGACUGUGGGAAGCGCUCGAGAUUGCUCAGCUGAAGAACAUGGUGAAGGCUCUGCCUGGAGGACUAGACGCUGUUGUGACAGAAGGUGGAGAGAACUUCAGUGUUGGUCAGAGGCAACUCUUCUGCUUGGCCAGAGCAUUUGUCAGGAAGAGCAGCAUCCUCAUUAUGGAUGAAGCCACAGCAUCUAUAGACAUGGCCACGGAGAAUAUCUUACAAAAAGUUGUGAUGACUGCAUUUGCAGACAGGACAGUGGUUACUAUCGCGCACCGUGUCCACACCAUUCUAACGGCUGAUCUUGUCAUUGUGAUGAAGCGAGGGAACAUUCUGGAGUAUGACAAACCUGAGACUCUUUUGGAGCAGGAGGACAGCAUUUUUGCUUCAUUUGUCAAAGCCGACAUGUAGACACUCCAUCAACCAGCUGGCCUAUCAACUGACUUACUGAUCAGUUAGAUAUAUUGUGUACUUAAAAGUGUAUUUUGGUUAAGUGUAUUGGUCUCUGAAACAGUAUUUCGACCAUGGAACACUCUCCUGUGAAACCAAUACUUGUGUAUUUUUUAAAGAAGAGAUGUCCUGCCAUACUUAUUUAAUGAAAGGGAAAAACAUCACAGCAUCAGUCAUCGAUUAACUUGUGAAUUGAGUUAUACUUGAAUAAUUCAAUCAGUCAGUCAAUUGAUUGCCUCCUUUGUUUGAACUUACCUCUAGAAAGACCAUCAACUAGAAGUCAACCUGUCUUUCAAAAUUUAAAGUGACCAUUGAGUCCAUUUAUUAUUUAUAGAAUUUAUACUCCAGGAAUUUCACUGGUGGACAUAUCCAAAGGGAUGCCCCAUGAGUGGAAAAGUGGAAUAAGUUUCAAUUCUUGGAUCAAACAGAACAAUAUCCUUGACCUUUUGCAUAGUACUAUUCAAACUGGGCUUGAGCAUAAUUGGACUUAGUAGUCGGACUGUUGAAAUUGGGUUUAAGAACAUGGUUGGCAAAUGUUCCUGUCCUGUCCUAACCCUAACCCUGUUAGUUAACUGACAAUCAAUCAUGGAUCAGUUAAGUGAUUAGGUUUCUUUGCUCCUAAGUCACUUGUAAUAGCUGUCUACUGGUAAUGAUUGAGCUUUUAAUGUACAGUGUAUAUCAACAUCUAUACACUCCUACACAUCAAAAUUGAUGGACCUGAGGCCUGAAAUGGAAAAAAUGUUGUUCUCCUGAACAGAUUCGCUCAACAACUAGGUCCUGUGAGGAUCAUCUUAUGUUAAUAGAAUUUUUCAAAAGUCCUGAAUAUUUUUGCUUAAAAAGAUAUCUUUGUUACAUUUUAUCAGAUUAUGUACUAUAAAGAUCAAUUUUAUUACUCUUUAUCAUUUAUAUAAAAGCAAUAAGAAAGUAUGUUGCAAAAUAAGAGGCAACUUUGUAUUUAAAAUCCUUUGAAAAUUGUUGAAUGUUGGCUUUUGCCAAUUCAGUGUCCAGUGCAUGAAGCAUGUCAUUGUAAAAGGCACUGUGCAGUCUCUCACAGAAAAUACUGACUAAAGGAUUUUGAGUUUUAAUAAUUUAGACCCUAGUGUUGUAUGUGCUACAUUUAAAUGUUAUGUUCUGCCAUAGAAUUGAUAUUGAUAGAACUGACUUCCCCACUGCAUUAAUUUGGAAAUGAAUAUAUAUAGGAAAAUAAUAGCAGCUACCUUUGUUGCAGUUGCCCAAACUGCUGAGGUCAGAAUUUAGUGGGAUUGGAUGGGUUCUGAUCUACAGCUGUCUUUAUACCAACGCUGCACUCAUGUCAUUUUGAAAAAUGGGGAAGAAUGAGAUGACAUCUUAUAGCUACAGCUUGGAAGCUUCAUGCCCACAUCCAAGGUGGUGAUCGUAAGGGCAAUUGUUAUAGCUAUUGUUGACAUAAGAUGUUUUAAGAUUCUUCUCAAAGACCUCGAGAAGCAAAGAAAACUGGCAUCAGUGUGUUUGUCUCCUUGUUUACACUUUUGAUGCCAAGUGGGAGGCAACAGAGCAUACCAUUUUUUCCAUAUCCUACUUUUCAUUUAGCACUAGUAGGCUUGCCUAAAUGCCUUUUCCCAGUCAGCAGCUUGUGUUUAUAGUGAAUCCAACAUGAAUACAACAUGAGUGAACGCAGCACAAGCUUCCAUGUUGAAGUCAUUUGAUGUACCAACCAAAUCUACAUGGUCAGAGACCGCUUGGAACAGAACAGUUCUAUCAAUUCUAUUUCUAUGCUUACUCUAGUACAAACACUGUAGGGUGUCGCAGGCAUGGUUUGAAGCCAGUGAACCCACUGUCUGUCUGUGGUCAUGCUUUGCUGAAUUUUCUUUGGGACAAGGGAGACCAAGUGUUCGCUCUAGCAAGAGAGGUUCGGCUGUGAACGAGCUCUAGCACUGGGCCCACAACCAUAGACACUGUGGAAAAGUAGUACCUGAUAAUAGAUCACAUCCAUCACAUUUGGAAGAAUUAAAAUUUGGUCUAGACAGAUCCUAGCCUGGUGCACUUUUUAAAUACAAGUAAUAAUGCACAGUGAGCCAGUUUUUGUAAAAUAAACCUUGACAGAGUAAAGUGGGUAUUAGUGAGUGAGGAAGCUUCACUGAGGAGGAUGGUGGGGUGGUGCAUGGGUCAGUUACUAUGACCCAUGUUCAAAUCCCAUCUCAAGUGAGGGCAGUAUUCAUUUUUAGGUAAUAUUAGCAUAUGAUUGCUAACAUCUUGUAACCUUAACCCUGACUUUUUCCUAACCCUAACCAUUAAAAGAAACCCUUCCCUAACCUUAACCAAGUAUUUUUAGUGGGUAGCAAGCUAGCAUGCUAGCUUGGUCCUUUGGGUCAUAUUAGAGAGACUCCCGUGGGUUGUAUGCGCUAGUAAUUUAGGAAACGCUCCUGUUGAUCGUAUUAGAGGGUGUAACAAACAACUUAUGUUUGUUCCAGUAUGCUGUAAAUCAUCAGACUUAUUAAAUGGCUACUUACCAAAGAAUCGUUUGAGAUUAAAUGUUAUGGUUAGAUUUUAAAUAAUUUUAGCACAGGCUAUAUUUACAUGUUUCUACUAAAAACUAGUGUCGCAGGAAGUAGCCAAGAGGUAGUCUGUUACUAGUUAAUUUGAUGAGAAAUAAAGAAAAAUGUGUUGGACAACUUCACUGUACAGUGACAUAAGAAAUAAAAUAGCACUCCUAUUCAAAAACAAAGAAACAAACAAAUUUCAGAUAAACUGCCUCACUUCUUGGAAGAAGUUGUCAUUUUUUUUCUCUAAAAUCAUAUGAUUUGGGUCUCAAUGCUUUGCUCAGCAGCUGCUAUUUCACCUUCCUGUAAUAUUCAUGUAUAAAAUAGGGAAUCUAAUCUGUCUAGUGACAUCCCAUCUCUCUGAGAGUGAUGCCACUGUCCCAGUGUUAAUACCUAUCUGUUGUGCAUGGCUUUUACAAAGACUUUGCACUGUACAGUCUAAAUGCCAAAUGGAUUCUUUUGCCAUGAUUUCAGAAUUUUUCCCAACUAUUGACUAUUGCCAAAUCACUUUUCCAUUUCAGUGUUCUUUCCUCUCUUUCACAAUCCCUACUGUAAUAUAUACAACAACAAAAAAAUGCUACAUCCAGGUACCAAAUGCCUGGACCACUUGUCAGUCACAAGUGUGGAUGCUUACUUGUGCUGCAAGCUAGCCUGCACCUGCAGUGUCUGCUUUUUUUACUUCACUGUGGAGUGAAAACUAAAACCAGCAUAUGGCUUUCUCUUAUUCCCCUUGCUUUUCCUUUCUCUCACAUCUGUCUCUCUGCUCAAGUGACUGCAGUUGCUCCUCCUUCAUCUUCUCCUUUGUUAAUGAAUAAGUGAACAUCCUGUUCACUUAUACUCCUUUUGGCUGCAGACACACUGCAAAAACCCAAUAUGUUUAGUUAAGUCUGUGCAAGUGGGAUUAUGUGUGUGCACGUGUGUGUUUGAGCAGUUUGUGUGCAUGUGCGUUCACCAGCCAGAGCCAACAGAUCAUUGCCUUGCUAAUUCUCUACUUAACCCUCACUGUAUUUGUCUCUUUAUGGGCAAAAUCCCUGUCAUCAGCGCAAAAAGAGACAAGGACAUCAAAGGAAAAAUUGAGGAGACGUCUUCUCAAAUGCAUAUAAACAGCACUGACUUAAUCUUUGUUUAUCAGCUCAUACUGUUUUUUUCUGCACUGAACAUCCAAAUUGGGUCAACAUUAUCAGCUAAGAAAUGUAACAAUAUCCCUUGGAAAUACAUCUAGUCUGAAAUUAACUGACCAUUGUCACAGUCAACCUUUCCACUGUCUUCAUAUAUAUACUAGGCAAAAAAAGUUCUGCACCGCUUUUUCAGUCUAUAAUUU
Molecule: messenger RNA, 8658 nt
Organism: Myripristis murdjan (pinecone soldierfish)
Lineage: Eukaryota; Metazoa; Chordata; Actinopteri; Holocentriformes; Holocentridae
Gene: abcc9
Product: ATP-binding cassette, sub-family C (CFTR/MRP), member 9
Exons: 41
Coding region: 16-4779 (1587 amino acids)
Biological process (GO): transmembrane transport; potassium ion transport
Cellular component (GO): membrane
Molecular function (GO): ABC-type transporter activity; ATP binding; sulfonylurea receptor activity
Source: RefSeq, a predicted model, not a curated record